AUGGAUAGAAACAGGAACGUUCAACUCUGGUGUUCCAAAUCAAGAAUAACUCCCUUAAAAAGCUCACAGACAAUACCACGUCUGGAGUUAUGCGCCGCCGAAUUAUUGACUGACAUCUAUAUAUCUUUGAAAAAAGCAACUGACAUCAACCCUGACAAAGUAUUUUUCUUGACAGAUUCCAUGAUUGCACUCCAGUGGAUCCAUAAAUCACCGCACAUACUUCAAACCUUGGUGGCUACUCGUGUGUCAAAAAUCCAACAACGAACAGAACCUCAGCAAUGCAGACACAUUCGCACCCAUUACAAUUCGGCAGAUGCUAUUUCCAGAGGACAAUUGCGAAUGGACUUCACGAAGAAUUUGUUAUAG
Messenger RNA from Leptopilina heterotoma, 366 nucleotides. RefSeq lists its product as uncharacterized. Lineage: Eukaryota; Metazoa; Arthropoda; Insecta; Hymenoptera; Figitidae. The record is from RefSeq and is a predicted model, not a curated record. The transcript has a single exon. The coding region runs from base 1 to 366 and encodes 121 amino acids.